Aphidius gifuensis is the source of this 641-nucleotide messenger RNA. RefSeq lists its product as uncharacterized. Lineage: Eukaryota; Metazoa; Arthropoda; Insecta; Hymenoptera; Braconidae. The coding region runs from base 270 to 590 and encodes 106 amino acids. The transcript is spliced from 4 exons. The record is from RefSeq and is a predicted model, not a curated record.
AAUAUUGACCUUGACUACUUGAUUCUUAUUGUGAUUUUUAUUUAUAUAAUUUUUUUAUAUUUUAAGUAUUAUUGUUCUCGUUUUCUUCGUUAAGACCAAAUGACUUUGAACCUGUGAUAAAAAUUAUUUACAAGGAUUAUGCAUUAUUAUUAUAUCGCUCCAAGUUUUAUCGAUGUAAUAAAAUUUUAUCGUUGUUGAGUUCGUCGACAUAGUAUACUUAGAAAUUGGUUGUUAUUUCGAAUUUAAUAGUUGGUGGAGUGAUUAGUGUAAUGGAGAACAUUGAAGGUCCAUGGGACAAUGAUAAACGUAGGGUAUCAUCUGGCUCAUCAGCGAAAAUUCAAAAUCAUGAUUUAAAUAAUAGCCAAAUUGAGUCUUGUGAUGAAUCAAUUUUUGAUGAUUCUUUGACAUAUAUACCUGUGUAUACUCAUUUAAUCACUUAUGAUCCAGUGCCAAUUAAGAGGCCAGUGACCCCAUUAAUUAUUAAAUCACUUCGAGCUGAUUUAAGAGCAGAAUCAGAGAUGAGAAAAACACCAGAAUCAAAAUCAUCUAGCCAGUUUGAUAAAUCAUCAAAAAUUAAAGGAAAAAAAUAAACAAGAUGCAAAUUAAAAAAUUAUAAUUAAUUUUAGUAAUUUUAUUAAUUC